This is a messenger RNA of Colletotrichum graminicola M1.001, 915 nucleotides long. RefSeq lists its product as uncharacterized. NCBI's taxonomy places the organism in Eukaryota, Fungi, Ascomycota, Sordariomycetes, Glomerellales, Glomerellaceae. The coding region runs from base 1 to 915 and encodes 304 amino acids. The transcript has a single exon. The record is from RefSeq and is a predicted model, not a curated record.
AUGCUGCCAAUCAUUCUCGCGACCUUUGCCGGCCUGGCUGCGGCCCAAUCCACGCCGUGGCCCAAGUUCGGCAACUGGACGGAAGCCGUCAACGGCUACGACUACAUCCUAUCAGGGCCCGCAACCCUGGGCAAGAAGACCGAUUUUGAACUGGAACGCUGCCAGUAUGUCUGGAAGGACCUCAACAAACGCAUGAAUGCGACCGAUUAUUCCCUACCGCCACCGUACCCAGCCGAGCGCUGCAUGGACCGGCUCUUCGAGCGCAAGUCCGCCAUCGGCGACGGGGGCUUUCUCGACAUCUUCGCCAAGGACAUUGAGGAAGCCAGGAGGUUCUGGUCCGACGUGAACGACAACUCGACGCUCGAAGACCCGGCCACAUGGAAGGCUGUCGAAUGCCGCGCCCUCGUCCACCUCCCCAACGUCACGGCCUGGGCCUUCUCGGCGUGGUCCGCCUCGCCCUUCGCCGACGCCGCCAACAACCGCGGAAACGCGGAGCACUACUUCAAGUACUCGGACCACAGCGGCGCCCUGGGCACGUCUCACAUCCUUGAGGGCUGGGGCGGCGUCAUCACGAACUUCAGCAUCCCAAACUACAGCCCACAGACUUGCGCCGAGCGGCCUAUGGUCCGCCCGCUGCCCGAGUUCGCCAUCAAGGCCUGUGGCGACAAGAAUCUGGUCGACGAGCAGAGCACUACCUUUGGUAUCCUCAACAUUGCUGCCCGGGAUGUGCUCGGGUGCGACGGCAAGAAGAGCGUCGACAUCUACGCGUCGAUCUGGUACGGGAACGGCAUCUCGGAGGAGCAUCUCGAGGCGGAGCGCCAGCACGUCAUCAUCGAGAUUGUCAACAUGAGUCAAAAGGCCCAGGAGGACAUUGAGAGCGGCAGAUUUGCAGUUCCUCCGCCCCCGACCUCUUGA